This is a messenger RNA of Protopolystoma xenopodis, 348 nucleotides long. Lineage: Eukaryota; Metazoa; Platyhelminthes; Monogenea; Polystomatidea; Polystomatidae. The record is from the annotation of a GenBank genome assembly.
AUGGCUAUUUUGAAAAGCGAGUAUCUAGCCUGCAUGUCUCUUGGGAAGCAUUUGGAUUUGGAGACAAGAGAUAGGCAGUUAAGCCAGCACUAUUUGGACGCAACUAUAGCCCAAGCCAAAUUAUUCUUCAAUCAUUAUAGCCUCAAAUUAAUUUUAUUCCCCAACUUUUUACUAACAGGAUUCGAAGCAAAUGCUAACAGUGAAAUGGAGCACUUAUUUGCUGAGACAGACGCGAACAAGGAUGGAAAACUGAGCAAAAAAGAGAUCCUGGAACAACAUGAUCUUUGGGUUGGCUCUCACGCAACAGAUUAUGGUAGACACUUGGACACCAUCAAAACAGAACUCUAA